This is a messenger RNA of Mangifera indica (mango), 1845 nucleotides long. Its product is annotated as L-type lectin-domain containing receptor kinase IX.1-like. Gene Ontology annotation, biological process: protein phosphorylation. The coding region runs from base 1 to 1845 and encodes 614 amino acids. The transcript has 2 exons. Gene Ontology annotation, molecular function: ATP binding; protein kinase activity; carbohydrate binding. NCBI's taxonomy places the organism in Eukaryota, Viridiplantae, Streptophyta, Magnoliopsida, Sapindales, Anacardiaceae. Gene Ontology annotation, cellular component: plasma membrane. The record is from RefSeq and is a predicted model, not a curated record.
AUGUCUCUUCUUCUCCAUCUUAACAUAAUCACCGUACUGCUAUCUCUUACAGUCGCGUUGGUAACUUCAUUAUCCUUCAAGUAUGACAACUUCAGUGAUAAAUAUGAUGACGGCAUGUCUUAUGAGAGAGCUUACCCUGACCAUGAUCGUAUCAUUAAACUAGUAACGACAACGGUUGACGCUGGUCGAGCACUUUAUAAUACAAGCUUGCCGCUUUGGGACAAAAAGACGGGAAGACUCACAGACUUCACCACCCAUUUCUCUUUUGUUAUCGAUUCUGAAAACAGUUCUUUUUACGGAGAUGGGAUGACAUUCUUCCUUGCGCCUGAAAAUUCAACAAUUCCUACUGAUAUCGCUGGAGGCUCUUUCGGCCUUACGGAAGACGACGAGCCCUUAAAUUCAACAUCCAAUCCGUUUGUUGCAGUGGAGUUUGAUAUUUUUCACAACUAUUGGGAUCCGCCUGGUGGUGAGCAUGUGGGUAUUGAUAUCAGCUCUAUGCGCUCAAUGACAAAUAUUACAUGGUGGAGUACGAGUAACAUCGAGGGUGGACUGAAAAAUGAAGCAUGGAUCAAUUACAAUUCAAGUACACAAAAUCUGAGUGUUAAUUUCACUGGGUUCAGAAAUAAUGUCACAGUGAUGCAGUACCUUGAGUAUACAAUAGAUUUGAGGGAGUUUUUACCUGAGUCGGUCAAAUUUGGCUUCUCAGCAGCAACCGGAGACGCAUCUGCAAAGUUUAGCGUUUACACUUGGGAAUUCAAUUCAACCUUAGAAGCCGCAAAUCAUUCUGUCGGGAGAGAAAGAAGAGGAAGAAAAAUCACAAUGGGACUUGCCGUGGGACUGAGUAUUGGUGGAGCUGUUUUGGUUGGAGGGUUUGUUUUGGUUUGUCUUGUUUCCAUGCGUAGGAAGAGAGGCAACCAAGAUGAUGAAGAUAAACAAAUGUUCAGCGAGUAUAUAGAUGAUGAUUUUGAAAAAGGAACUGGACCCAAGGGGUUUCCGUACAAGGAAUUGGCUGAGGCAUCAGAUAAUUUCAACGACCAACACAACUUAGAUUCUCAUCUUUUUAAAGAAAAUAAUUUGACAUGGGAGAUGAGGUAUAAAAUUGCUCAAGACCUGGCUUCAGGACUGCUGUAUUUACAUGAAGAAUGGGAACAAUGUGUUGUGCAUAGAGAUAUAAAAUCAAGCAACAUUAUGUUGGAUUCAAAUUUCAGUGCUAAGAUUGGAGAUUUCGGAUUAGCUAGGCUUGUGGAGCAUUCCAAAGGGCCACCAACCACAGUUUUGGCAGGAACAAUGGGCUACAUGGCUCCUGAAUGUGUCAUCACAGGCAAAGCUGGCAAGGAAUCAGAUGUAUACAGCUUCGGAGUUGUUGCUUUGGAAUUGGCUUGUGGGAGGAAACCAAUCAACCCAAUGGCAAAAGAAGGUGAAGUCUAUAUGGUGCAGUGGGUUUGGGAGCUCUAUGGAAGUGGGAAACUCCUGGAAGCAGCUGAUCCAAGACUAAGUGAAGAUUUUGAUGAGCAAAAAAUGCAAAUGUUGAUGAUAGUUGGGCUGUGUUGUGCUCACCCAGAUGAAAAUCUCAGGCCUUCGAUUAGGCAGGCCAUUCGUGUGCUUAAUUCUGAAGCUCCAUUGCCUGUUCUCCCGCCCAAGAUGCCUUUGCCAACAUAUUUAGCACCUUCGGGGAACAUGCCCAUAUCUGCAUUUUCGAUUUCAUAUGGGGCCAUUAUUUCUGAAGGAGGUCAAAACCUGAACCAGUUCUGUGCUUUUAAUUCAAACUGCCACUCCAACUCCUCACAGUCAACAGCAUUUUCCAGUGCUUCUUCAUCAGCAGCGCUCUUGAAUAAUACACAUUGA